Messenger RNA from Phaeoacremonium minimum UCRPA7, 735 nucleotides. Its product is annotated as putative merozoite capping protein-1 protein. Gene Ontology annotation, molecular function: thioredoxin peroxidase activity. Gene Ontology annotation, cellular component: cytoplasm. Gene Ontology annotation, biological process: cell redox homeostasis; cellular response to oxidative stress. Bases 1 to 735 code for a protein of 244 amino acids. The record is from RefSeq and is a predicted model, not a curated record. Lineage: Eukaryota; Fungi; Ascomycota; Sordariomycetes; Togniniales; Togniniaceae. The transcript has a single exon.
AUGCCCGUUGAGCUCCGCAAGCGCAAGGCGCCCGCUGCUCCCCCGCCGGCUCCCCCGGCCAAGAAGCAGUCCAAGGUCGCCAAAGCCGCUGCCAAGGUGAAGGAGGCGGUGACCGGCAAGCCUGCAAAGGCCGCUCCCGCCGCAAAGAGCAACGGGGACGCCGCCCCAGCUGCUGCCGGCAAGGUCGCCGUGGGCGAUGUGAUCCCUCUCGACGGUUUCGGCGGCGAGAUCGAGACCAACGACGGCAAGAAGACCAGCCUCAAGGCGCUCGUGGACGAGAGCGGCUCGGGCGUGGUGCUCUUCACGUACCCCAAGGCGUCGACGCCCGGCUGCACGACCCAGGCGUGCCUGUUCCGCGACUCGUACGCGCCGCUGACCAAGGGCGGCCUCGCCAUCUACGGCCUGUCCAAGGACUCGCCCAAGGCCAACACCACCUUCAAGGAGAAGCAGAAGCUGCCCUACCCGCUGCUGUGCGACCCCGCCGGCACGCUCAUCGGGGCCAUCGGCCUCAAGAAGGCGCCCUCGGGCACCACGCGCGGCGUCUUCGUCAUCGACAAGGCCGGUAAGGUCCUUGUGGCCCAGCCCGGCAGCCCCGCUGGCACUGUGGAGGUCGUCAACAAGCUUGUCGAGAGCCUCGCCGGUAGCUCGGCUGCUGAGGCGGUUCCUGUGCCGCUCAAUGGAGACGAUCCCAAGGAAGAGGAGAAGCCGGUGGAAGCUGCGGCAAAGACUGAGUAA